Neolamprologus brichardi is the source of this 648-nucleotide messenger RNA. Its product is annotated as claudin-15-like. Gene Ontology annotation, cellular component: bicellular tight junction; membrane. Gene Ontology annotation, molecular function: structural molecule activity. NCBI's taxonomy places the organism in Eukaryota, Metazoa, Chordata, Actinopteri, Cichliformes, Cichlidae. The record is from RefSeq and is a predicted model, not a curated record.
AUGAACACGCUCAUUGAAGUCGUAGCACUUUUUCUAGGUUUUGUUAGUUGGAUAUUGACUCUUAUAACACUAGAAGAUCAGCACUGGAGGGAAUCCAGUCAAGACGGGAGUGUUAUAUUAACUUCUAAUCUCUAUGAGAACCUAUGGAUGUCUUGUGCAAGUGACUCAACGGGGAACUAUAACUGUCGUGACUUUCCAUCCCUUUUUGCUCUUCCAGGCUACAUUCAGGCCUCCCGAGCACUGAUGAUUGCUUCAAUUGUGUUUGGGUCGUUUGGCCUGGUGGCUACGCUUGUAGGAAUGAAGUGCUCGAAAAUAGGUGGAGAAAACUAUGUUCUAAAGGGGAAGAUUGCUGCAGUUGGAGGAGUGUUUUUUUUACUGCAAGGGCUUUGCACCAUGAUUGCCGUGUCUUGGUACGCAGCAAACAUCACUCAGCAGUUCUUUGACAUUCUCUACCAAGGGACAAAGUAUGAGCUUGGAGAGGCGCUUUAUAUUGGCUGGGCUUCAGCCACGCUUGCCAUUUGUGGAGGCUCGUGCCUGCUGUGUUCCUGCGGAAUUAUGACUGACAGUGAAAAAAUACCGUAUCCACUCCAACCCUCCUCCAGAGGACACGUGCGAACAAGCAACUAUGACAGAAACGCCUAUGUCUAA